Molecule: messenger RNA, 2104 nt
Organism: Eurytemora carolleeae
Lineage: Eukaryota; Metazoa; Arthropoda; Copepoda; Calanoida; Temoridae
Product: ribokinase
Exons: 13
Coding region: 324-1208 (294 amino acids)
Biological process (GO): D-ribose metabolic process
Molecular function (GO): ribokinase activity
Source: RefSeq, a predicted model, not a curated record
AAUCCUUAUAUACACCCCUGGAAUGCUGUGACUUAAAGUUUAAGGAAAACUCACGAAAUCUGAAUCGGAAAAAAGAGAAAAUGGCACGAUGUUUGAAAAAGUUAAAAUAUACUAAUAUUUCUCGUAGUGGACUUUACAAUUCUCCCACCCUCCUGGCUUUUUUGUCGGAUGUUUCCCAAUCAUACAUCUAACCACUCGUUUAUUCUUCAUACAUUGAACUUUAUACCAGAGUUUAGCCCAGUCUAUCUUAAUUAAUUUUAUUUUUGUAACAAUAAUAAGUUGAAUUUAUUCCAGGAAAAGCUGUUUUUGUUGGCUCUGUUUUUAUGGAUCUUGUCACAAUAAGUGAUAGAUUUCCGAAAGGAGGAGAAACAGUUUUUGGUUCAGAAUUCUUCACAGGGUUUGGAGGUAAAGGUGCGAACCCAUGUGUUAUGGCAGCAAGAUUGGGAGCUCAAGCAUCAUUAGUUGGGAAGGUUGGAGAUGAUGAGCAUGGGAGAGUUUAUAAACAACAUCUGGAAGCUGAAGGUGUGGAUAUAAGGUGGGUGUUGACGGAGAAAAAUGUUACUACAGGGAUUGCCACUAUACAGGUUGAGUCAAGUACAGGCGAGAAUAAAAUCGUGAUUGUACCAGGAGCAAACAAUCUUCUAACUCCGCAGGAUGUUUUUGAUGCAGAGGAAACUAUAAAAGGAUGUUCUGUUCUUUCAACAGUUUUGGAGAUUAAACCUGAGGUUGUUCUAACUGCUCUAAAACUAGGACAGAAGCAUGGUGUUCGUACUGUAUUGAAUGCUGCUCCUGCUCGUGCUGAUCUUGCUCCUGAGAUCCUGGAGAAUACAGAUAUCCUUGUUCUGAAUCAAACUGAAGCUGAAAUCAUCUCUGGGAUUACAGGCAAAUGGCAGGUGACGACUGCAAAACUCAAGGAGAUAGGAUGCAAGAAUAUAAUUGUAACACUGGGUAGUGAGGGGGCUGUUUUACUUCAAGAGAAAAGGGAUCCACUUCUUAUCCCUGCACCGAAGGUUGAUGAGGUAGUAGAUACAACUGGUGCUGGUGAUGCUUUUGUUGGAAGUCUAGUUUAUUUUCUUCUUCAGAAUAUAUAUAACCCUGAUCUUCCAGAGGUUGUACGGAAAGCAUGUGCGUUAGCUUCUUUCACUGUUGGGAAGAAAGGAACACAGUCCAGCUAUCCUCAUAGAGAUCUAGUAACCCAUCUCCUCUAGACCAGCUAUCCUUAAAGUGAUCUAGUAACCCAUCUCCUCUAGGCUAUCCUCAUAGAGAUCUAGUAACCCAUCUCCUCUAGACCAGCUAUCCUUAAAGUGAUCUAGUUACCCAUCUCCUAUAGACCAGCUACCCUCAAAGUGAUCUAGUAACCCAUCUCCUCUAGACCAGCUAUCCUCAAAGUGAUCUAGUAACCCAUCUCCUCUAGGCUAUCCUCAUAGAGAUCAAGUAACCCAACUACUCUAGACUAGCUAUCCUCAUAGAGAGAUGUAACCCAACUACUCUAGACUAGCUAUCCUCAUAGAGAGAUUUAGUAACCCAACUACUCUAGACCAGCUAUUCUCAUAGAAAUCUAGUAACCCAUCUCCUCUAGGCUAUCCUCAUAGAGAUCAAGUAACCCAUCUCAUUUAGACCAGCUAUCAUCUAAGCUAGUAACCCAACUACUCUAGACCAGCUAUCCUCAUAGCUAGUAACCCAUCUACUCUAGACCAGCAAUCCUCAUAGCUACUAAACCCAACUACUCAAGACCAGCUAUCCACAUAGAGAUCUAGAAACCCAUCUCCUUUAGACCACCUAUCCUCAUGGAGAGAUCUAGUAACCCAACUACUCAAGACCAGCUAUCCUCAUAGAGAUCUAGUAACCCAUCUACUCUAUACAAGCUAUCCAUAAAGAGAUCUAGUAAACUAUCUACUCCAGACCAGAUGUCCACAUAGAGAUCUAGUAAAAUUGAAGCUUAAACAUUUAGAAUGUUUGAAAAUAUUUGUUUGUAAACAAAUUUGUAAACAAAUUAAGAUUUUUGGAUUCACUUUUGUUAGGUUUUCUUAAUGUUAUUGUUUGCAUUUGUUAAAUUGAUUAUUUGUGAUUGUAUAAAGUAUGUUUAUAAAUAUUUAAUAUUUUA